GCCGGUGCAGUUGAUUGAUUGAUUGAUAGAGAGGGAAAGAGUGAGGAGAGAGCGAAGAAGAGAGAGAGUGUGAGGAGAAGAGAGAGAAAGAUUUCCGAUCGUGAGGUCUCUGAAAUCUCUCGUUCACCUUUCACUGCAAAGUAAGGGAACAGGAAAGAAGAAAGGAAGCAAGGAGAAGACUGCCAUUGAAAUUCUACCUUUUUUUCGAAGUAAGGGAGAGAGCUUUCCCUCUCCUUCCUUUGAAUCUCUCCAUCUAAAUUCUGAAGUCCCAGUCUUGCACAUGCAGAUGUUGAGGAAAUAAUGCAGCUCUACCACCACCCUUACUCUCUGGACAGUCAAAAAGUGCGGCUGGCAUUGGAGGAGAGAGGCAUAGACUACACUUCGUAUCAGGUUAAUCCUCUCAAAGCCAGAAAUAUGGAUGCCACAUUUUUCCGCUUGAACCCAUCAGCAAAACUUCCAGUUUUCAGGAAUGGUGAAUGUGUCAUCUAUGAAACCCUCGAGAUAAUCCGGUACAUCGAGAGGAUUGUGGAGUCCACUCAAGGCUUCUGUGAGGACUCGAAUCAAGAAAAAGUUGAGGAAUGGAUGAAAAAAAUACAAGCUUGGAGUGCCAAAACAUUCACCCUGGCCCACAUCCCUGACAAACACAGGCUAUUUGUGUCAAGGUUCACGCGAAGGGUGGUAAUUGCGCGAAUGGCCGAAUCUCCUGAUCUCGCGAGCCUCUACCACAUGAAGCUUCGUGAGGCUUACGAGACUGAGGAGAAGCUCAAGGAUGCUGCUCUUGUGAGAAGGAGCGAGGAGCAGCUUGACCAUCUUCUCGAUGAGGUUGAGAGGCAGCUGAGAGAGACACAUUUUCUUUGUGGGGAUGCGUUCUCGAUGGCUGAUGCUAUGUUUGUUCCUGUGCUUGCACGCAUAGAGCUCUUGGGCCUUGGAGAAAAGUAUAUCAGUUGCAGGCCCGGGAUUGAGGAGUACUGGAAGGUAGUCAAGUCGAGGCAUAGUUAUAGGGUGGUAAUUGGUAAGUUCUUCUCAGGGUGGAGGAAGUAUAAAACCCUGUUCAGUACCUUCAGCAUUGUGUUCAUAAGGAAUGUGCUGAAAAGGUAUUGAUUUGGAUUCGGCCCGAAUGCAAUCCGUAUUCAAGCAUAAUGUUUGAAUGGUUGUUGAAUGUGGAGAGCAGUGAGAUGCUGUGCAAAAGAGUGUACAGUGAGGCUCUCGUGGGAAGAUGCUGCCCAUGUCCGAUGUAAUAAUGUAGUAUGAGAUUGUGACUGUAAACUAAAUAAACGUUGAAUGCAUUCUUUCUAGGAAGGCAGUGUUUUGAAGUGGA
Molecule: messenger RNA, 1318 nt
Organism: Amborella trichopoda
Lineage: Eukaryota; Viridiplantae; Streptophyta; Magnoliopsida; Amborellales; Amborellaceae
Product: Glutathione S-transferase family protein
Molecular function (GO): glutathione transferase activity
Source: RefSeq, a predicted model, not a curated record